This is a messenger RNA of Penicillium oxalicum, 723 nucleotides long. RefSeq names its product zinc finger MYND domain-containing protein. The coding region runs from base 1 to 723 and encodes 240 amino acids. The transcript has a single exon. NCBI's taxonomy places the organism in Eukaryota, Fungi, Ascomycota, Eurotiomycetes, Eurotiales, Aspergillaceae. The record is from RefSeq and is a predicted model, not a curated record.
AUGUCAUCCGGUCAGCAAGACCGAGUCAACACCUUCAACCGACUACGCCGGCCCCAAUUCGAUGAUCGGGGCCACCCAAACCACUACCAUUUCUGUGUUCAAUCUCUACCUGUCGUCCCCGGCGAUGCAGUCGUCCUGGUAAACCCCUACAAUGGCCAUUAUCACACCGAAGGCCGCACCAACAUCUUGUCCCUGCCACUCGCCCGACGGGCCAAAGUGAUCGUACCCCUGCUCUUGUACUCGUUCAACGCCCGCUUCGACGAGUCCGAGUCCAUCCCUCAAAUGAGUGAGAACAACACGCCCUGGGCGCCAUGGAGCUGGAGCACCGACAAUCCGGCCCUGAGCGAGGCGGUCUCCGCUCGACUCCGAGCCAUUGGAGUGCGGCAAGAGCUGUGUCAAGUCUCGGUGUCUGAGGGAAGUAUGAUCGAGGUCGGGGAGAGAAAGUGGGGUGCGAUGGAACAGGAGAUGGAAAGGAUGAUGCCUUUUUUCCCUGGGGAUCAGUUCAGAGACGAGGUGGAUCAGAGCUGUAAUUAUUGUGGAUUUACGCCGUCGUUGGAUUAUUCGUUUCAGCGAUGCGCGCGGUGCAAGCGGGCGUAUUAUUGCUCCAAGGAGUGUCAGAAGGUGGAUUGGAGCUCUCACAAAAAGAGUUGUGCUCCGCCGACUUGCUGGGGGAAGAGUUGGAUUUGGUGUUUCAUCAUCUCCCUUGAGAUCAAGGGAUGCUGA